Molecule: messenger RNA, 5235 nt
Organism: Hypoxylon trugodes
Lineage: Eukaryota; Fungi; Ascomycota; Sordariomycetes; Xylariales; Hypoxylaceae
Product: RNA dependent RNA polymerase-domain-containing protein
Exons: 4
Coding region: 1-5235 (1744 amino acids)
Biological process (GO): intracellular signal transduction; siRNA processing; lipid metabolic process
Cellular component (GO): nuclear RNA-directed RNA polymerase complex
Molecular function (GO): helicase activity; RNA-directed RNA polymerase activity; phosphatidylinositol-4,5-bisphosphate phospholipase C activity
Source: RefSeq, a predicted model, not a curated record
AUGUCAAGCAAGAAAGAUAAAUUGAAUACAUACACCCACCUUUUACAGGAUAUAGUCAGGCUAGAUGACCGGGAAUGGCAAUUCAAUGUUCCGAAUUUGCCAAACGCAGACAAGCUCAAUCAGAGACAAUUCGUAAAAGUCGUCACAUUGGUUACGAAGGGAUCCGAACAGCAUAUGGUGCUCAAGUUGGAACACAUCAAUGUGAAUCGAGCACUUAGAAGUGAUCCUCUUGAUCGUUUUAUGGUUGUUUCCCUAGCAAAUUUCCGUCCUGUUAGCAAUGUAUCUACUACUGAAGGCGCCUUGCGACCGACAACCCCAAGAGAAUGCACCGACUAUGUUAUCCGACUACUUAGAUCCGGAAUCUCCUUGCAGGGGGUUCACUACAACUUCUACGGUCAUAGUAAUAGUCAAUUGAAAUCGCGAACGUGCUUCCUUUAUGCAGCCCCCAAGGAGGAGGUCACGCGUAAGGUCGAAGCUCUUGGUGACUUCGCCAAGAUGAAGACUGUCGCUAAGAAGGCAAAACGAAUUGGUCUUCUCUUUUCCACUGCUCACGUAGCAGACACCGUAAAGCCAGAUCGAUGCGAAGAUAUUGCCGAUAUUGAGACGAUGGACUACGUUUUCACAGAUGGUUGCGGUCUGAUUUCUCCACGUCUAGCGCAGGAGCUCUCUCGAAAGCUUAAGAUUGUGUUCCGGGACCGUCGAUAUACCCCCUCCGUCCUCCAGAUCAGAUACCGUGGCUACAAGGGCGUUGUCACGUUAGAUCCGCGUUUGAAAAAAGAGCCCAUUUUAUUGAAGUUGAGAAAAUCAAUGAAGAAAUUCAGUGGAGGCGAUGACUACUCUUUUUCUGUAGUCGAGUACUCGAAGCCUUACACAUUUGGCUUUCUGAAUGAUGAGGUCGUUAUUCUGCUACACAGUCUAGGAAUUCCACAGUCCGUUCUAUUGAAGAAACAGGAACAGCACUUUGAAUUUCUCGCGACUGCUACCAGGGAUGAGCGGGCGGCCUUCCGCUUUCUGUCAUACGUGAAUAUGCCUGACCUCGCCGAAAAAGUCGUAAUGGAAUCACUUGACUCGAUUCGACCGAGGGUCAAUGCUCUUGUUAACUCCGAAUUUGAUAAGAUGCUCAACAAGAGGGAAGAACAGAAGUGCAGAAUUCUCGUGCCACAGUCGAGGCUGUUGUUUGGCGUUUGCGAUGCUUGGGGUGUCUUGAAAGAGGGCGAAUGCGCAGUCAAAGUUACUACGGAUGGCGAUGGGCAACCCCGUGCCCUCAAAAGCACAGAAGUCUUAGUGACAAGAAAUCCUUGUUUACACCCUGGGGAUUUGCAGAAGUUCAAGGUUGUAGAAAAGCUUGAAUUGGCUCACUUGGUGGAUUGCAUCGUCUUUCCAACGCAGGGCAGACGGCCCGCAGCCGAUAUGAUGUCGGGUGGUGACCUUGACGGUGAUACCUUUUUCGUUUGCUGGGACAGCGAACUCAUUCCGUCCAAAAUCGCACAGUCAGCACAAUACCCAGGGGCUCGUGAGCCUCUCAGAUUCAAUCCUAUCACGGACGAUGAUCGAUUAGUCUACUUCGCUGGAUACACAAACACCUCUUUAGGCCGCGUUAAGAAUCUAUACCUCGAUUGGGCGAGAGUUCGGGGUCCCAUGUGUGCCGAAUGCCAAGAGCUUAACCGGUUAUUUUCCCAAUGUGUUGAUGGGAAUCGUAUCAAAAUCCCACCAAAACUGAUGAACAGCCCACCGGUUGGCCCGGAUACCCCCCCUUUUAUCCUUGAUGAACUGCAUAACGCAGCAAAGCAGUCAAUAGAAAGAAAUGAGAGCCUCACUAGAGACUGGAAUGGCUUACCAUUCGAGGUGGUUGAACUCUUAUUAGCUCGGGAUAACAUUGCUAUGUCUGAAUUUGAGCUGAUCAGGCUCACCUUCAAAUGGUGUAGGAAGAACGACGCUCCACUUGAGGAUUUCCUAGACUUCUUUGACUUCAAUGUCCUAGCAUACGAAGAAAAAGCAUGGGUGCUUGGUCAGCUUCCUCCAACAAGAGAUGUGCCAAGUCUAAUCAUGAACGCACUUUGUUCAUCAAGCCUUGUAAAUGAGCAUGAGUUACAGAGGUUCGGACUCAAUCACCCAAGGAUUAGAUGGAAACGUUACUUCUCUUCAGAAUGCGAUCGGCUAGCCACAUUCCUCGAUACAGCAACCAAAACUCUUGAAUUAUACCAUCGUAAACUAAUUCUCUUUCGAGUUGAUGAACGAUUGACGGUAGGAAUAUACGUUCCGCAGAGGGUUGAGAAAUCACAAGACUGCCUCGUGGAUGACCACGUACGCCUUCUUGCAUUUCCGCAUUCCCAAGGAGCCGAAACACAGAGCCGACUAACUCUUCCCACGAAAAAGAAUUACCGCCUCUAUUGCGAUGAAAACGCCUUUCAACUUUUCGAAGGUCAGCGUGGAAACACGUGGAUCUUCAUCGGUCGCGGCCCGUCCGACGAUAGUGAGUAUCGAAACACGACAAAUAAAGGAGAUCGGAGACGACAGCGACAGGCAACAGUAGACAGUGGGGUCAACUUUGAUUGCAGAGCAAGCAUCGCACUAGACAAGUUCAGUAGAGGAAUGCAGAAGCAUGUUGGACGAGUGAAUCGGAAUGGGAUUUCUGCGGCAGAAAUAUAUAUCAUUAGCAAUCGCGACACCGAUUCUAUGAAUAGGCUCGACCUCUGGCUAGAGUACAUUGACACGGAGGAAAGGUUGCCUCUUUUCGAGCAGACCGCAAAAGAAUACACAAUCCCUAGUGUCAAGGAUGUAGAUUGGAUGGCAGAACCCGAAUAUAUACCUCGGAUUGCGAAACAGCAAGAUUUUUCCGUCCUUAUGGAUAUGGAAACGACUGAAGAAUAUGAACAUCUUUUCUCCUGGCUAUUCGAACGGGAUCAGAAAGGAUUACUUUUUCAAUGCUUCGAAUACCUGCUCAGAAUUAUUGGGGAAGAUCAAUUCGACCAGGUACAAUGGCAUGAUGUCCUUCAAGCAAUGCUAGAAUUUCUCAAACGCGCUCCAUUUUUAGCGGUCAGUUUCCCUCCGAAGGAAACCAGCGACACGUCUUGGCAUGAGUUAUCAACGCUACUUGAAUCUCAUAGCAUAACUAUCCUACGUGCUUACGUCCUGUAUGCCAAUGAUGCGCAAGAACUCAUCGUGACACCUUUCCAAUCCUUCCUAUCUACAAUCCAAUUCUUGGGGAAGGAUGAGUUCGCCGAUGUUGUGCAACUCAUAUCUCUUUCGGUACGAUCAUCAGAAAUUGCUUUGGAUCUUCUUCUCGGGUCCCUUGAACGUGAGAGCAGCCGAAUCCUCUCAGGCCGACCAGCAGUCAUUCAUCACUUCGUGCGAAAUCUCAUAGGUAUCGCGAUCGAUCAUAUCGGGGAAGCAAGUGAAGAGCAUAAAGCCAGAGAAGGUCUGCUCGAAUUGAAAUUGCCCCAAGAGCAGAAGGAAGGCCAACAGUCGGACGGCAACAUCGUCGAGAUACCGUUCAGAAUUGAUGCACCAGGUGGAACACCAGAAACAUCGGCACAUGUGCGUUUGACCACAGCUAGCCCGCCAGAGAAUGACGUGGUAGGAAAAAAUUAUUCUAUCGAUGGGCUUGUCGUACGAUCCGAACAAGUUCUUGCACGUAUCCAAUGUUUCCACCCAUUACCUCCAUAUUUUGAACGUUGCUCGUGGAGGAUCCAGAACUGUGGCCCUUUCGUGACCAGCAGAACCAUGUUCGAUGCCGUUCGCACUUUCGCGACAGAACCCGGGAAAUGCAGGAUUCGAGAGCAGAUCCUAGGGCUACCAAUGCCAGAUAUAUUUCUAGAUCCGGAUGGAGAGCGACUGGUCUUUGAACCUAGGGAAAACCUGAACGCCAGUCAGAACGCAGCCGUCAAAGCAGUUCUGAAAUCCCCACUUAUCUGCUUAUGGGGGCCUCCAGGAACGGGCAAGACAGAAACUAUCGUGGAGAUGAUACGGGAAUUCCAGAAAGCCUUCAUAGAAGCAAGGAUCUUAGUGACGGCACCUACUCACAAUGCUGUGGAUAACGUUAUGCGGAGAUAUAUUACGCGCCUGGGUCCCGAAAACAUAUCUAUGCCGCGUCUCUCCCCACUUCGAGUGUCAACUGAAGUUCGCAAAGUAGCGGAGGACUUGAGAAAGUAUACGUGCGACGCAAUGGCAGGUCAAGAUAUCAACACCAGUCGAAUUGCACACGAUCAGGCUAAAAAGAGGAUUAAGAACUGCCAAAUAAUCUUCACCACUUGCAUUGGCUCGGGACUUGGCCUUCUUCGCUCGCAAGAUUUCGAUACGGUUAUCAUCGAUGAGGCAUCACAGCAAACCGAGCCCGCGUCUUUAGUUCCGCUGGUGAAGGGUUGCGAGAGAGCUAUCCUAGUAGGAGACCAUGUCCAACUUCGCCCGACAGUUCAACCCAACGCGGCUUUGGUUGAAUUUGACGUAUCGCUCUUCGAACGGCUCUACAAACAACCAGAUUUGUCGCAAGACAAUCAGCUUGAUCAUCCGAUAGCGGAAAACAAUUCUCACCCAGUAACCAAAUUGAUGCUGGAUACACAAUAUCGUAUGCAUGAGUUAAUCUGCGAGUUUACAUCAAAAGAGUUUUAUGAUCACAAGCUCCAGACCGGAAUCCGACCCGAUUCAAGACCACUUUUUAAUUCGGCAUUCCCGUGGCCCUCCCACGUCUCGUCAAUUGGGAGUGGACUCCAGGCAGCAUCAGCGACUGAGAGAGCAAGAAUGGUGUUCGUAGAAUGUGCAAUCAGGGAAGACUUGGGUAAUAAAUCAAAAGUUAACCAAGGCCAGGCAAAGCUCUGCGCUCACAUAUGCAAACUGCUAUGUACGGAGGCAGACAAGGGAGACAAACCAGCCAAUCCAGCACCAAUGAUUGCGGGCAAGCAGUCUAUCGCGGUACUCACGCCAUAUUCGCGACAAGUAGAGCUAUUGAAGAGACUACUAUCUAAUGUAGUUGGUGAUGUUGAGGUUUCGAGCAUCGAUGGAUUUCAAGGCCGCGAAGCUGACAUAGUUGUAUUCGUAUCCGUUCGAUGCAACGAACGUCAAGAGAUCGGAUUCCUGAAAGACCUACGUCGGAUGAACGUCGCAUUGACCCGGGCCCGAGCCGGACUAAUAGUUAUCGGCAACCGGACGACUUUGACGAAAGGUACGGCGGAUCCGGAGAGUACUGCUAUGUGGGCCAGGCUGGUAGAACAGCUGACGCCGGUUCCAAUUGAGAUAUAA